This is a messenger RNA of Eleginops maclovinus (Patagonian blennie), 1354 nucleotides long. RefSeq names its product alcohol dehydrogenase class-3 chain L-like. The transcript is spliced from 9 exons. NCBI's taxonomy places the organism in Eukaryota, Metazoa, Chordata, Actinopteri, Perciformes, Eleginopidae. The coding region runs from base 137 to 1354 and encodes 405 amino acids. Gene Ontology annotation, cellular component: cytosol. Gene Ontology annotation, molecular function: zinc ion binding; S-(hydroxymethyl)glutathione dehydrogenase [NAD(P)+] activity. Gene Ontology annotation, biological process: formaldehyde catabolic process. The record is from RefSeq and is a predicted model, not a curated record.
GAAGUUGGGAAGUUGGGCAGAAAAGUGUUUGGACGCGGCUGGCACAGGAAGAGAGCUUCUUUGUGAUUGGUCUAAACUCUGACAAGGCUCUCGCUCUUAUCUAACCAUGCGAGAGAGAUUCCAGUUAUGAAACAGCAUGGCCACCGAAGGGAAGGUGAUCCGGUGCAGAGCUGCGGUAGCAUGGGAGGCCGGGAAACCUCUGGUGAUGGAGGAGGUGGAGGUGGCACCUCCUAAAAGUGGGGAAGUUCGCCUUAAGAUUGCGGCCACAGGGAUCUGUCACACUGACUCCUACACACUCAGUGGCUCCGACCCUGAGGGGGUAUUCCCUGUAGUACUGGGCCACGAGGGAGCCGGAAUCGUGGAGAGCAUUGGGGAGGGGGUCACCAAGUUUCAAAAAGGGGACACAGUCAUACCCUUGUAUAUCCCACAGUGUGGUGAGUGCAAGUUCUGUAGGAAUCCCAAAACCAACUUGUGUCAAAAGAUCAGGGUGAAACGCUUGGUCGUCUACCACCUCAUUCAUGAAGUUAUCCCACCACUGAGAAGUCCUCCCAGGUCUCACCCACAGCUGUCUAGGUCGCCUGCUCUCUCUAUGAACUUCAAGAAUUUCGAGAACGCUCAGUCAGAUGGAACAACCCGUUUCUCCUGCAAAGGCAAGAGCCUCUUCCACUUCAUGGGCUGUAGUACAUUCUCCGAAUACACAGUGGUGGCGGAAAUCUCACUGGCUAAAGUGGACCACAUGGCCCCUCUGGAUAAGGUGUGUCUGCUGGGCUGCGGCAUCACCACAGGCUAUGGAGCUGCUGUAAACACUGCCAAGGUGGAGGCUGGCUCAACCUGUGCCGUGUUUGGCCUGGGGGCGCUGGGCCUAGCAGCGAUCAUGGGCUGUCAAGCAGCCGGGGCAGCCAGGAUUAUUGGAGUGGAUCUCAACCCAGAUAAGUUUAAAACUGCUCAAGAGUUUGGUGCCACAGAGGUCGUGAACCCGAAGGACCACAGCAGGCCAAUCCAAGAGGUCCUGGUGGAGAUGACAGAUGGAGGCGUGGACUACUCCUUUGAAUGCGUGGGCAAUGUGGCAAUAAUGAGGGCAGCCCUAGAGGCCUGCCAUAAAGGCUGGGGCACCAGCGUCAUCAUCGGGGUGGCAGCAGCCGGACAGGAGAUCUCAACUCGGCCCUUCCAGCUGGUGACCGGGCGCACAUGGAAAGGCACUGCUUUUGGAGGAUACAAGAGUGUCGAAAGUGUUCCAAAGCUUGUUGAGGAGUACAUGAAAAAAAAACUCAAAGUGGAUGAAUUUGUGACUCACACUCUGCCCUUUGAGAAGAUCACUGAAGGGUUUGAUCUCAUGCAUGCUGGGAAAUGGUAA